Pelodiscus sinensis (Chinese soft-shelled turtle) is the source of this 2639-nucleotide messenger RNA. The record is from RefSeq and is a predicted model, not a curated record. Lineage: Eukaryota; Metazoa; Chordata; Testudines; Trionychidae.
UGGGCCUGCUCUGCCCGCGCGUGUUGGCGGUUGGAAAGCACGCGCUAGGUAGCGCGAGCCCGACUGGGGGACCCUGGUCGCUCACUGGGCCCCGCCGUUGCCAUGUCUGACUGGGAAACGGACAGCGACGAGGAGUCCCGCGCCGGGAGCCGGCCGUCAGGCCCUCCGCUGCCGGAGUGGCAGCCGACAAUGGCCCCCUCCUGGGGCCGGAGAAGCCCGGCGCCCGCGGUGGGCGGCAUAGGGCGAAGCGGAGGCGGCGGGCCGUGGGCCGAGGGCCAGAAGGGGCCGGUUCGGAGGGGCGGCGGCUGCAGGAGGCUGGAGGAUUCGCGGCAAGUCCAGCUCCACACACCGCGGGAUCCCUGGCUGUCGGGUCCCCUGGAAUAUCGGCCCCGCGGCCCCCCUAGGGACCGGGGCUCGGGGGUGCCGCUCUGCUUCCACUUGGACAACGCCGUGAUCGGGGCCCUCAUAGUGCAUUUCGUAACAGGUCGGGCUGGAACUAAAAUAAGAGAACUUGAGGAUUCUUCAGGUUCUAAAAUACAGAUUGUAAGGGGAGCCUCUGAAGCUGAAGUAAAGAUUUUUGGCAAUAAUGAUACACAGAACAAAGCCAAAAUGUUGAUAGAUGAUCUUGUUAAGAGAUGUGGCCAAAAUUACCCUGAAGACAGAACUGAGAGAGGUUUCCUUCAACACCAGGACUUUGGCAAGUGUUAUUCCACUGAAAGCUGCCGUGAUCUUGUCAAGUCUGGAAUUGGCUCACAUAAAUCAGUGAUUAAUUGGGCAUCUCUUCGAGAAAAUAAAGCUAAAUAUGAAGCUAUGAAGUGGGCAGAUUUGUCUCCAGUUGAGAAAAACUUCUACAAAGAAUCUCCGGAGGUUUCUUCCAUACCAAAAGAAGAAGUGGAGAAAUGGCGAAAAGAAAAUAAUAAUAUAAUUUGUGAUGACUUGAAAGAAGGUGAGAAGCGCCAUAUUCCCAAUCCUGUUUGUAAAUUUGAAGAUGCAUUUAAAUAUUAUCCUGAUGUUAUGGCAAAUAUCAGAAAAGUGGGCUUUGAGAAGCCUACGCCAAUUCAGUCACAGGCUUGGCCAAUCAUACUUCAAGGAAUUGAUCUCAUUGGUAUUGCACAGACUGGCACUGGGAAGACAUUAGCUUAUUUAAUGCCUGGAUUCAUUCAUUUGGAUUCACAACCAAUCCCAAAAGAUCAGCGGGGUGGGCCAGGUAUGUUGGUCCUUGCUCCCACUCGAGAACUAGCUCUUCAAGUGGAGGCAGAGUGCUCAAAGUAUACAUACAAAAGCAUUAAAAGUAUUUGCAUAUAUGGCGGUGGGGACCGAAAAGGACAGAUAAACGUGGUUACCAAAGGUGUGGAUAUUGUUAUUGCUACUCCUGGUAGACUGAAUGACCUUCAAAUGAACAACUUCAUAAAUCUGAAGAGCAUAACAUAUUUGGUUUUAGAUGAGGCUGAUAGGAUGUUGGAUAUGGGAUUUGAACCUCAGAUAAUGAAGAUCCUACUAGAUGUACGUCCUGACAGACAAACAGUAAUGACUAGUGCUACUUGGCCAGAUGGUGUUCGCCGCCUUGCAAAAUCAUAUUUGAAAGAUCCUAUGAUUGUAUAUGUGGGCACUCUUGAUUUAGCGGCAGUAAAUACAGUAGAGCAGAAGGUUGUUAUUAUCCCAGAAGAAGAAAAGAGAGCUUUCAUGCGCUACUUCAUCGAUACUAUGAAGCCUAAAGAUAAAGUCCUCAUAUUUGUCGGAAAGAAACUUACAGCUGAUGACUUAUCAAGUGAUUUUAGUCUCCAAGGAAUUCCAGUUCAGUCUCUUCAUGGCAACAGAGAACAGUGUGAUCGAGAACAAGCUUUGGAUGACUUUAAGAAAGGAAGAGUGCGAAUACUGAUAGCUACAGAUUUAGCAUCCCGUGGGCUUGAUGUACAAGAUAUUACUCAUGUUUUCAAUUUUGAUUUCCCUCGGAACAUUGAAGAGUAUGUUCAUAGAGUAGGUCGUACUGGACGAGCGGGACGCACAGGGGAGGCAGUAACACUUGUCACUAGGAAUGACUGGAGGAUUGCUUCUGAACUGAUCAACAUUCUGGAAAGAGCAAAUCAAGUAAGUGUAUAUACCUUAGCAGGGAAAGAUGAAUGUACCUUUCAAUUGUUUAAAUGUGACUAAAUCCAUUGUUGAAGUUCUUGUCCAUACAUAAUCCACUCUUGUUAUACAUGUGCUUGUCUUUUGGCCAGCAGAAUCUACUGGUACCGUUUAUUAUACACAUUCAAUGUACCUCUGCCCAGUCCACAGGCUUAAAGUUGAAGUAGGUUCAGCCUCCUCUAAUUUCUUUCUUAUUCCUUGCAACUGUGAAAUGAAACUUUGGCAAUAUCCACAUCUCAAUGCUAUUUUCCUUGUAGAUACUUCUGUGUGUGCAAGGAUUCGGACUGAAGUACAUUGAGGAGUGAUAGAUAUAGUUAUUUUUCUUAUUCAAGGGGAAAUAUUUUCCAGUGGUAUGGACUAAUUCUCUACCAUCUAAAAGUACUCAAACUGUAUUACAAUACACUAAGCACAGCUGGGGUAUUUAAAAAAAAAAACAUCCUUCCAUGGGAAUUCGGUCCUUCUGUGGCUGCUGCUUCUUCAUUACCAAGUAAGACCAUGGAUUCUUCAGCUCC